AUGGUGAAGAGCCCGCCACUAAAAGCCUUCUCAAUUUUCAACUCCUCCACUCUCCAAGGCUUCCAACACACCCACCAAUCCGUAUCCUUCAUUCUCCACCGCCUUCUCUCCUCCAACAUGCCAACACACGCCCAGUCUCUCAUUCUUCAAGUGCUCUCUGGUCGACUUUCUUCCCCGUUCUUCACUCCCUCCUCUCUCCUCCACCAUUUAACUCAACCCCACUUGAGCUCUAACCCUCUCUGUAGUCAUCUGUUUGAAACUAUCAUCAAUGCCCAUGUUCAAUCUCAGUUGCCAGAGCAAGCCCUUUACUUUUUGAAGCAGAUGGUUGACCAGGGCCUCGUUCCCAGAUCAAACACUUUUAAUAAUCUGUUGGGUUUUCUUGUUAAGUCAAAAGAUUUUGGAAAAGCUUGGUGGGUUUUCAAUGAGUUUAAGGGAAGGGUUGAGUUGGAUGUGUAUAGUUUUGGGAUAAUGAUAAAAAGUUGCUGCGAAGCUGGUGAUUUGGAUAGAGGUUUCGAGCUUUUGGUUCAAUUGGAGGAAAUGGGUCUGUCUCCGAAUGUUGUUAUAUUCUCUACUUUGAUUGAUGGGUGUUGUAAGAAUGGUGAUUUAGAGAGGGCAAAGAAGAUGUUUGGUAAAAUGGAGGAGCUUGGUUUGGUUGCUAACCAGUACACAUAUACUUCGUUGAUUGAUGGGCUUUUCAAGAAAGGCCAUAAAAAAGAUGGGUUCGAGCUCUAUGACAAGAUGACAAGUAAUGGGGUUGUUCCUAAUGUAUGCACUUAUAAUUGUUUGAUUAAUGAGCGUUGCAAUGAUGGGAAAAUGAGCAGAGCUUUGGAACUGUUCGAUGAAAUGCGUGAGAGAGGAGUGGCCUGCAAUGUUGUAGCAUACAACACCGUAAUUUGCGGAUUGUGCAGGGAAAUCAGGAUGUGGGAAGCUGAGAAGUUUUUUAAUCAGAUGAUAAGGGAAGGUAUUAGUCCAAACACAGUUACUUUUAACACACUAAUUAACGGGUUUUGUAACCUAGGAAAGUUGGACAAGGCUUUGAGUUUAUUUGAUCAGUUAAAGUCAAAUGGACAAUCACCAUCUUUGGUGACUUAUAAUGUUUUGAUUCAAGGCUUUGCUAGAGCCCAAAAUUCUGCAGGAGUUGCUGAUUUAGUGAGAGAGAUGAACGACAGAGGUGUUUCUCCUUCUAAAGUGACAUAUACAAUUUUAAUGGAUGCCAUAGUUCGAUCUGGUGACAUGGAAAGAGCAUUUCAGAUAUUCUUUUCCAUGGAGAAGGCCAGUAUGGUGCCCGAUACUCACACCUAUGGUGUCUUAAUCCAUGGAUUAUGCAUGAAAGGCGAUAUGAAGGAAGCAUCGAAGCUGUUCAAAUCAAUGAGUGACACUAAUUUGGAGCCAAAUGAUGUCAUAUAUAAUAUGAUGAUUCAUGGUUACUGCAAAGAGGGUAGCUGUUACAGGGCACUGAGGUUGCUCAAAGAAAUGAGAAAGAAUCGAAUGAUUCCCAAUGUGGCUAGCUACAGUUCCACCAUUGUAGUGCUUUGUAAUGAUGGGAAGUGGGAGGAGGCUGAGUUUCUGCUUAAAGAGAUGAUAGAGUCAGAUUUAAGACCAUCAGUUUCUUUGUAUAACAUACUUUCUAAAGCGAAAGGUAAUAGUACUGGUGAAGUUAUGAAUGUUUGA
This is a messenger RNA of Prunus armeniaca (apricot), 1671 nucleotides long. NCBI's taxonomy places the organism in Eukaryota, Viridiplantae, Streptophyta, Magnoliopsida, Rosales, Rosaceae. The record is from the annotation of a GenBank genome assembly.